GUGCUGUAACAGAAAAAUAGAAAUGCCAAAAAUGAGUUUUGCAGGGAAAUCAGUGAUAGUCACAGGGGCGAGCUCCGGUAUUGGAGCUGCUACAGCAAUAUUGUUUGCUGAACAAGGAGCCAGUGUAGUCAUAAUCGGACGAAAUGAAUCUAAACUGAAUGCUGUAGCCGGAAAACUUCCAAAGAAUGCCCAGCCAUUGAUUAUGAAAGCUGAUGUCACUACAGACGCUAAGAAAAUCAUCGAUGAAACUGUGAAUAAGUUUGGCAAAAUUGAUGUACUGGUCAACAAUGCAGGGUUUGGUAAAUAUGGUAGUCUUACUGAUGGGAAAUUCUUGGAAGCUUAUGACACUGUAAUGAAAACCAACCUAAGAGCUGUAGCUGAACUUACUAUGUUGGCUCUUCCUCAUCUAACGAAGACUAAAGGAAAUAUUAUUAAUAUUUCAAGCGUUGCGGCUAUGUCUGUACCGCGUGAUGCAAGAUCCCUAAGUUAUUAUAUUUCAAAGGCGGCUUUGGAUCAUUUUACUAGAGGAGCAGCUUUGGAAUUUGCUUCUAAAGGUAUUAGAGUCAACAGUGUCAACCCUGGACCUGUAGUAACAGACUUCUUAGAAAAUAUGGAUGCCGAAAUGAGCUAUGAUGACGUUAAGAACUUCACUGUUCUGAAAAGAGUUAGUACUGCCGAGGAGAUUGCCGAAUUAAUAAUGUACCUUGCUGGUGAUAAAGCACAGGGAAUCACUGGUUCUAUUAUGGUUACUGACAAUGGGUUUCUUUUGAAACGCUGAAGUGGAUAACGCAAGAGGUGAUCCAAACUGUCGCAAUUAUAAUAAAACAUAGAAGAUAAAAUUAUGCGUUAUAUGCCAAACCAUAAUAAUACGAGUAUAUAUAAAUCAUGAUUCAUUGAUUCGUUCAUUUCAUUUUUAUUUUGUAAUUAUUGUACUAACAGUGGAAUAGAUAGCUUGUAAGUUUACUAACAAAAUAUUGUCUGCGAUAAAUGAUUUUUAUUUAAUUUUUUUGUUUAUUUUUAACCGACUUCAAAAAAGGAGGAGGUUCU
Messenger RNA from Hyposmocoma kahamanoa, 1047 nucleotides. Its product is annotated as 3-oxoacyl-[acyl-carrier-protein] reductase FabG-like. The transcript has 2 exons. NCBI's taxonomy places the organism in Eukaryota, Metazoa, Arthropoda, Insecta, Lepidoptera, Cosmopterigidae. The record is from RefSeq and is a predicted model, not a curated record. Bases 23 to 778 code for a protein of 251 amino acids.